AUGUCAUCGCUGCGGCACGCGUACGUCUUCCUCUCCAUCCUCUAUCCUCUUCGUCUUUUGGGCUUCAUCAAGACACUAACUCCAGCUAGCAUCCAGCGCCGCGCGCACAAAGAACGCGCCCAGCCUCUGGAGCGCCAAAGACUUGGCAUCCUCGAAAAGAAAAAAGACUAUCGCCUCCGCGCGCGCGACUACAAAAAGAAGCAGGCUGUGCUAAAAUCGCUCCGCCAAAAGGCGGCCGAGCGCAACGAAGAUGAGUUCUACUUCGGCAUGAUGUCCCGGAAAGGGCCUGGGUCGGCGCUUACUCGGGGUAAAGGCUUUACCGGGACGGUAGAUGGAGACAGGGGGAAUAAAGCACUUAGUGUGGAGACGGUGAGGUUGCUCAAGACGCAGGAUUUGGGGUAUGUCAGGACGAUGAGGAAUAUUGCUGCGAAGGAACUCAAGGAAUUGGAAGAGAGGUAUGUGCUUGCGGGAGGGGCGGACCAGCCGGUGGAGGAAUUUAAUAGUGAUGAGGAUGAGGAGGAGUCGGGGUCAAAGCAGGCUAAGCCGAAAAAGAUUGUUUUCUUUGAAGGGGUUGAGGAGAGGCAGCAGGCGCUGGAGAAGCAGAAGGCGGAUGAGGAAAUGAAAGAUUAUGAUGAGGAAGAGGAUGGGUAUGACUUUGACGAUGAGGAAGAAAUGACGGAGAAGGAGAAGGAAGAGCGCAGGAAGCAGCUCGUUCUGGAGAAGCUUGCGCGCAAGGUCAAGGCUGCGAGGAAGAAGCUCAAGGCGUUAGCGGAUGCUGAGUAUGAACUGGAGCUGCAGCAGGCUAAGAUGGCGAAGACGGCGACGUCGGGCGGAUUUACGAAGUCGGGGAGGAGGAUUAAGGUUCGGGAGAGGAAGCGCUGA
Messenger RNA from Thermochaetoides thermophila DSM 1495, 882 nucleotides. RefSeq lists its product as uncharacterized. The transcript has a single exon. NCBI's taxonomy places the organism in Eukaryota, Fungi, Ascomycota, Sordariomycetes, Sordariales, Chaetomiaceae. The coding region runs from base 1 to 882 and encodes 293 amino acids. Gene Ontology annotation, cellular component: small-subunit processome; nucleolus. Gene Ontology annotation, biological process: rRNA processing. The record is from RefSeq and is a predicted model, not a curated record.